Plasmodium yoelii is the source of this 1818-nucleotide messenger RNA. RefSeq names its product cytosolic iron-sulfur protein assembly protein 1, putative. The transcript has a single exon. Lineage: Eukaryota; Apicomplexa; Aconoidasida; Haemosporida; Plasmodiidae. The record is from RefSeq and is a predicted model, not a curated record. Gene Ontology annotation, cellular component: cytosolic [4Fe-4S] assembly targeting complex. Gene Ontology annotation, biological process: iron-sulfur cluster assembly. Gene Ontology annotation, molecular function: protein binding. The coding region runs from base 1 to 1818 and encodes 605 amino acids.
AUGACAAUAGAAUUAAUAACAAAUUUAGAAAACCAUAAAAGACGAAUAUGGAGCAUUUGUUGGAGUCCAGAUGGCAAUUUUCUAGCAUCAGUUGGGGCAGAUAAAUAUAUAACAAUAUGGUAUAAAAAAAAUGUCAAUAAAAAUGUCAAUAAAAAUAAUAAUUUGAAAAAAUCUGAAAAAAAGUAUAAUGAAAAAUAUGGAAUCGAAUUUGGUAUAUAUGAUAUUAUCGAAACAAAUCAUGAAAAAUCUUUGAGACAUAUCGAAUUUUCGAAAGAUGGAAAUUUUUUUAUUGUGGCUUCUUUUGAUUCAAAAUGCUCAAUUUAUGUUAAACACAAAAAUAAUAAAUGGAAAUUUUAUAAAACAUUAGAAGGACAUGAAAAGGAAGUUAAAUGUGCUUCCAUUCAUCCUACCAAUAAAUAUAUCGUUACUUGUGGCCGAGAUAAAAGCAUUUGGAUACACGCAAAAAGUAAGGUCCUUGCUCCAGACAAUAAGGAACACAAGGAAAAUAAAGAAAAUAAGGAAAAUAAAGAAAAUAAAGACAGUAGCAAGGAAAAUAAGGACGAUAAGGACGAUGAGGACAACUCUUUUCAGCUCGAUGAGGACAACUCUUUUCAGCUCGAUGAGCAAGCCAACAAAGCCGUAAGCGAUUCUGAUAAAAAUCGUCAUAAAGAAGGAAAACAAAAUGAUAUCAACAAUGCAGAAAUAUUGAAUAAAAAUGAAUUAAAUAAUAAUGAAGCAUUUGAUUUUAAUUUUGAUGCUUAUUUAACGGCACAUACUGAAGAUAUAAAAUUUGUAACAUGGUGUCCAUUAAGUGAAACUACUUUUAUAUCUCUUUCAUAUGAUAACUCACUAAAAAUAUGGAACAAAAAAAAUGAUGAAUGGUAUUGUAUACAAACAAUAAAUGAACAUAAAUCAGUUAUUUGGUGUGCUGCAUUUAAUUUUGAUGGUUCACAAUUUGCUACUUGUUCUGAUGAUAAAACUAUAAGAAUAUGGCAAAGUAAUAAAAAAAAUUUAUAUAAUGAAUUCAAAUAUCCUUUUCUUUAUCGUCAAUUAAUAAAAGAUGAAAAUAAUAAUUCAUUUUAUUUUGAUAUAAAUGAAAAAUCGACUAAUCACAAUUGUUCAUAUAGUGAUCAAAAUGCAAAACAAUUGUUAACCAUGUAUACAAAAAAUAAUUUUCUUCCAUUAUAUUUCCAAUAUGGAAUGUUUAAAACUGUGUAUUCUUAUCAAAAUAAAUCUGAAUUAGAAACUGAAAAUAACAAUAAUAAUACAUCACAAAAAAAAGAGUCUAUUCAAAAUAACUCACAAAACUAUUUAAAUAAAACAACGGAAGAAAAGACAAAUUUUACCAACGAAGAAAAAAAAAAAUUUACCAACGAAGAAAAAAAAAAAUUUACCAAUGAAGAAAGUCAAAAUUUAACAUAUCUAAGCACCCCGAACAAGAUCAAUACUACAACUUAUUCCGAACGAAAUGAAGUUGCAUAUAAAGAAACAAAUUGUUCAUCCAUUACUAAUUUUCAAAAUAUAAUUUUUGAUGAUUGGAAAAUAAAAGAUAUCAUAGAAGGUUACCAUAAAAGAAGUAUUAGUUAUUUAGAUUGGAAUAUGUUUGAAGAUUUGAUAGCAACAUCUUCUUUUGAUAAUUCGUUAAAAAUAUUUUCGAAAAAUAAUAAAACAUGGAACUUAAUAGAAAAUGUUGAAGAUGCUCACAUAAGUGAUGUUAAUUGCGUAGUUUGGUGUCCACAAAAAUAUCAGAAUUAUUAUAUUUUAGCUACAACGGGAGAUGAUUGUGUGGUUAAUAUAUGGAUGUAUAAAAAAGAAUAA